CAAAAAAAAAGAAAAGGCAAAAUCUCCAAUUUUCUUUUCAUCUUCAUCAUAAAAGAAAAUUAAUUAUUAAUUAAAAAAAAGCAUGAAAGGUGAAGGAAGAUCAAGCAAAAAAUGCUUAGCCUACGUGGCAGCAUUCAUUAUAUUUCAAGGCAUAGUGAUCGCCGUGUUUGCCCUAACGGUGAUGAAAGUGAAGAGCCCGAAAGCCCGUUUCGGCACCAUAACGGCGGAGAACUUCAGCUCCGGCAACUCUAACGGCCCAUCUUUCGGAAUGGACUUAAAAGCUCAAUUCGCCGUUAAGAACACCAACUUCGGUCACUUCAAGUACGAAAACAGCACGGUGACGGUACUCUACCAAGGCAUGCCGGUCGGUGAGGCGUUCAUUCCCAGAGCCAGAGCCAGGGCCCGGUCCACUCGCCGGUUCGAUAUCACCAUUCCCAUCAGCUCAUCCCGGUUGACCAACACGGCUAACCUCGGAAACGACAUCAACAGCGGCGUUUUGACUUUGACUAGCCAAGCUAAGCUUAGUGGUAAGGUGCAUCUGAUGAAGGUGAUCAAGAAGAAGAAAUCUGGUGAGAUGAGUUGUAUCAUGUUGGUCAACUUGAAGACCCGGGCUGUCCAGGAUUUAAAGUGCAAAUGACCAAUUAAUUAAGCUUAUUUAUUAAUUAGUUAUUUUAUUGUUUAGAUUUAUUUAAUUUUCCAUGAAUUUUUCCCAUAGUGUUUUGUUUUGGGUUGAAUAUGUUUCUAUUUUUGAGUUUUUGUAUAAUCUUUGUAUUGAAGUUUGGAUACAUUCUUUUGUGAUUAUAAAUAUUAUUGAGUUGAGAAAAUUUGAAUUGGUGGUGAUUUUCUUUCUCCUCUC
Messenger RNA from Humulus lupulus (European hop), 856 nucleotides. RefSeq names its product late embryogenesis abundant protein At1g64065-like. Lineage: Eukaryota; Viridiplantae; Streptophyta; Magnoliopsida; Rosales; Cannabaceae. The record is from RefSeq and is a predicted model, not a curated record. The coding region runs from base 83 to 637 and encodes 184 amino acids. The transcript has a single exon.